Messenger RNA from Lynx canadensis (Canada lynx), 3479 nucleotides. It is a transcript of the gene BTN1A1, whose product is annotated as butyrophilin subfamily 1 member A1. The transcript is spliced from 8 exons. The record is from RefSeq and is a predicted model, not a curated record. Lineage: Eukaryota; Metazoa; Chordata; Mammalia; Carnivora; Felidae. The coding region runs from base 662 to 2242 and encodes 526 amino acids. Gene Ontology annotation, molecular function: signaling receptor binding. Gene Ontology annotation, cellular component: external side of plasma membrane. Gene Ontology annotation, biological process: regulation of cytokine production; T cell receptor signaling pathway.
AUAAAAUCUUAAAAAAAAAUAACUAAAAAAAUGUUUUCCCAUGUUUUUAAUUUUUUUUUUCAUGACAAUAAGAGGUUUAACCCCAAAAUAAGGAAUUGCAGGCCGAAUUGCUUUCAGGGAGGCAACUUUGGGGCAGUGAAAACUGAAUCACACACGCGCGUUCCCAGUCUACCCUUGAACUUUCAACCCACAUAAACAACAGAGUAACAACUUCCCCUCUUCUCAAUCCUUACCAUCACUUGACAGGCUUAAUCUCAUUUAAUGCUCCCAGCGCCUCCCCAACUUCGGGAUAAAAGAAAUGAGGCUCGAGGGGGAAAAUUCACCAGCCCAGCGCCUUCCAUUUCAUUUUAUUUAGUCCAGCCCAUCCUUCUGUAUCCUGGUCUUUGAGCUGAAGACUGCAAAGACACGGACCCUUCGUCUCUCCGGAAAACUUCCCCUCCCCACCCCACCCCCCAGGGCCAAGGCCUGGGAGCUGGGGGCAGGCUUUCCUGAGAUCACUUCCCACUUCCUUCUUCCCCGACUUUAACUUUGGCUCCUGGGGCCACAGCCAGCUUGGUCACUUGCUAACCAGGCUCCUGGGUGCCUCUUCCUCCAAGAUCAGAGGCGCAAGUUCUGACGCCCGCAGGACACCCGGUGACCUGCUGCCCCAGGAAGGUUGGACAUGGCAGUUUUUCCAAACUCCUGCCUCCCCGCGUGCCUGCUCGUCCUCACUUUCUUCCAGCUGUCCAGGCCCGAUUCGGCCCCCUUCGACGUGAUCGGCCCCGCGGAGCCCGUCCUGGCCGCGCUGGGGGACGACGCCGAGCUGCCCUGCCGCCUGUCCCCGAGCGUGAGCGCCGAGCGCAUGGAGCUGCGGUGGUUCCGCGGGAAGGUGGCGGCCGCGGUGCUGGUGCGCCGGGACGGCCGCGAGCGGGAGGCCGAGCAGACGGCCGAGUACCGCGGCAGGGCCACGCUGCUGGACGGCGACAUCGCGGCCGGGCGCGUCGCCGUGCGCAUACACCGGGUCCGGGCCUCGGACGACGGCGAGUACCGGUGCCUCUUCCGGCAGGACGGACGCUACGGGGAGGCCAGCGUGCACCUGAAGGUGGCCGCUCUGGGCUCUGAUCCUCAAAUCCAUAUGGAAGUUCAAGAAAGUGGAGAGAUCCGGCUGGAGUGUACUUCCGUAGGAUGGUACCCAGAGCCCCAGGUGCAGUGGAGAACUUCCGAGGGAGAGUGGUUUCCAUCCACAUCAGAGUCUAGGAAUCCUGAUGAAGAAGGCCUGUUCACUGUGGCGGCUUCCGUGAUCAUCAGGGACACCUCCAUGAAGAAUAUAUCCUGCCAUUUCCAGAACCUCCUUCUGGGCCAGGAGAAGGAAGUAGAGAUCUCCAUACCAGCUCCCUUCUUCCCACGGCUGACUCCCUGGAUGGUGGCAGUGGCUGUCAUCUUGAUGGUCCUGGGACUUCUUACAAUUGCGUCCGUAUUUGGCACUUGGAGACUAUACAGGGAAAGAGCCCGACAGAGAAAGGAUGAAUUCAGCUCUAAAGAGAAACUCCUGGAAGAGCUCAAACAGAAAAAGGCCACCCUGCAUGCAGUUGACGUGACUCUGGACCCAGACACCGCCCAUCCCCACCUCUUUUUGUACGAGGAUUCAAAAUCUGUCCGGCUGGAAGAUUCACGCCAGAAACUGCCCGAGAAACCGGAGAGAUUUGACUCCUGGCCUUGUGUGUUGGGUCGUGAGACCUUCACGUCAGGGCGACAUUUCUGGGAGGUGGAGGUGGGAGACAGGGCCGACUGGGCGGUCGGGGUGUGUAGGGAGAGUGUGGUGAAGAAAGGGUUUGACCCCAUGACUCCUCAGAAUGGGUUCUGGGCUGUGGAGUUGUAUGGGAAUGGGUACUGGGCCCUCACCCCACAGCGGACCCCUCUCCCAUUGGCAGGGCCCCCCCGCCGGGUUGGGAUUUUCCUGGACUAUGAAUCAGGAGACGUCUCCUUCUACAAUAUGGCCAACGGAGCCCAUAUCUAUACUUUCUCCAAUGCCUCCUUCUCUGGUCCCCUUCGGCCUUUCUUCUGCCUGUGGUCUUGUGGUAAAAAGCCCUUGACCAUCUGCCCACCCACUGAUGGGCCUGAGAGAGUCACAGUAGUCGUCGAUGCCAAGGACUUUGCUAAGGAGAUCCCGCUGUCCCCUGUGGGGGAGGACUCUGCCUCUGGGGAUACGGAUACCCUCCACUCUAAGCUAAUCCCUACCCAGCCCAGCCAAGGGGCACCUUAAGGAAUCUCCCAGCUAAACCGUUCUCCUUUAUGCGAAGCCCUCCCCUCAGUCCUCUCUGAGUCGACAGCCCCCGACCUCACCCAGCCCCUGUUUCUUCCUGUUGGGUAGGGAUCAGUUGGUCUUGAGAAGGUUAUGUUGCUGCUGUUAGAGAGCGUGGGGUGUAGGGCCUUCCUAAUCUGUUUCUGUACUGGUACUCAGGGGGCAGGCGCGUGACCCUGAAGCUGUUUCUAGUGUCCUCCUACCCCUCCCCCCAGGCCACAUCCUAUAGGGAGGGACAGCUCGGCUAUCGAGAUGGGGUUAGGUUGGCAUGUGGUUAUGACAGAAACAUCUCAGUGUCCAGAAGAGGGAUGAGUAGAGGAAUAGGUUUUACACAAGCGGGAAACCCAAAAGGUUCUGGGAGGGGAAAAUUCGAGGCUGAAGUCCCAUAAAGGAACCUGGGGGGACAUCGCAGUGGAGGAAAGGGAGGGGAACCUAGGCCAAUGACGAAUACCUGGCCUGCUCCUAGAGUUUUAGGGCCUCUCAGAUUUUCUAAGACAUGUCCUACAGAGUAAAGGGAACUGGCCCUACUUUUGUGGGAUCUGAAAAAAAUGGUGUGGGGGCAUGGAGAAGGGAUGAAGGGAGCAGGGCUGGGGGCCGGACAGAAGAUCUGACCCCGGGAGAAAACGGGAGACAAAACCCAAGCUGUGUGCGUGGCCACGACGCGGAUCCUGCUUUCCUCUCUGCGGCCUCCUGUUUCCCCCUCACCUGGAGUCAUUCCAGCCUCACUUACUGGGCCCCACAACUUUCCAGCUCUAUUCCUCCUUUUGACUUAGAAUCUCUCCAUCUCAGAGCCUUUCUAGAAACCCUGGUCAGUGAUGUCCCCUCUUUAGCAGCCGGUGUCGGCCUCGGGGCCCCUCAGCCCUCAUCCCAACAUCUGGUUUAGCCCCCUCACACCCCCCUUCCAUCCGCUCCCCAAGCAGCUCAUGCCCACGCCCCGCCACCGGUCACUCUCCCCGCCCAGCUUUCCUGCGUGCCGUUCUCCCCGGGGUCCCCGGAGGCUGUGUCAUCGCGCUCGACACAGCUAGACUGACCGCACCUGCUUGUGUUUGCGCUUUCCCGUAUACUUGGGGCUUGUCACGCCAACGGACCGCAGGUGUAUCUGGGCUCGCCCCUUCUACUUCCGUGGUGUUCUUCCAGUUUCCGGCAUGGGUGUCGCCCGUGGUCUUGACCUAAUAAAUAAGUCUGUUGAUUGCUGAAA